Messenger RNA from Guillardia theta CCMP2712, 607 nucleotides. RefSeq names its product large subunit ribosomal protein L11e, cytoplasmic (gene RPL11e). The transcript has 3 exons. Gene Ontology annotation, biological process: translation. Gene Ontology annotation, cellular component: ribosome; cytosolic large ribosomal subunit. NCBI's taxonomy places the organism in Eukaryota, Cryptophyceae, Pyrenomonadales, Geminigeraceae. Bases 13 to 552 code for a protein of 179 amino acids. The record is from RefSeq and is a predicted model, not a curated record. Gene Ontology annotation, molecular function: RNA binding; structural constituent of ribosome.
ACGCGAGGGACCAUGGCGGAGACUAACGACAAGGAGAGCAACCCCAUGAGGGAGAUCAAAAUCGAGAAAUUAGUCUUGAACAUCUCCGUCGGUGAGAGCGGUGACAGGGUCACUCGCGCAGGCAAGGUUCUCCAGCAGUUGACUGAGCAGGAGCCUUGCUACUCCCGCGCUCGUUACACCGUCCGUACCUUCGGUAUCAGGCGUAACGAGAAGAUCGCCACCUACGUCACUGUUCGUGGUGACAGUGCCAAGAAUAUUAUCUCCAAGGGUCUUGCAGUGAAGGAGUUCGAGCUUCGUCGCAGAAACUUCUCCCAGAACGGAAACUGGGGAUUUGGUAUUAACGAGCACAUCGAUCUUGGUAUCAAGUACGACCCCAACGCUGGUAUCUACGGUAUGGACUUCUACGUCAUCAUGAAGAGGGCCGGAGAUCGCGUUGCCAAGCGCAAACUCAGGAAGGGAAGGGUUGGACAACGCCAGCGUAUUUCUAAGGAGGAGGCUAUUGCCUGGUUUGAGAAGGAGUGGAAUGAGGACUUCGCCAAGGUUUUGAACUAAACAAUCAUGCUUUCGUUGUGAGAGCAGAUAUUCAGUAAAAACAGAAAAGCAUGUC